This is a messenger RNA of Stereum hirsutum FP-91666 SS1, 2539 nucleotides long. RefSeq lists its product as uncharacterized. Gene Ontology annotation, molecular function: protein binding. NCBI's taxonomy places the organism in Eukaryota, Fungi, Basidiomycota, Agaricomycetes, Russulales, Stereaceae. The transcript is spliced from 7 exons. The record is from RefSeq and is a predicted model, not a curated record. Bases 1 to 1422 code for a protein of 473 amino acids.
AUGUGCCACCUGAUUGGUCCGGCAACUCGCGGCCCAAUCCGAAAUGUUGUUGUCGUCAUCGAUUUCCCCACAUUAAAGGUUAGAAGUCGGCACUGGCACGCGCCCACAUCUUCUCCCUCACCUGCACUCUCGUUUGCUCUCGCCAGCAAAUCAAGCCCUUUGGCAUUGUUCUCCCAAUUGGUCAAUAUUCUCGUCCAAAAAGACACACUAGCUUUCGGUCUUCCGGUGGUUGUUGUUACAGCGGUCCAUAAGCUCAUCUUCGUACUCCUCUGGGCUAUUCAUAUCGGGUCUAUUGAACCAAUCUAUACGAAGCUUCGCAUAGCCCUCUCGGAGUAUCAAGACCUAUCUCAGCUUCUUUCAGACUUUGCUGUCAACCUAUUUCCCCACCGGAAGGCCUCCUCCAAAUUACUCCGCACCGUCACUAAGGAAGCUCAUCUGGAUACACAGAUGGAUCCACCAUCAGAACCUUCUACCUCUUCUACACCUCGCAUUUAUGAUGCGCAGGCGCCUUACAAUCACGACGAUGCGGAUCUUAUCCUAAGAAGCUGUGACAAUGUGGACUUCCGUGUCCAUCGCGUGAUGAUUUCGAGGGCAUCUAGUGUCUUCAAAGAACUUCUAUCCCUACCACAAGGCGUCUACUCGACCGGCAUCCAAGCCAAUAUUCCAGAUGAUACACGAGAUGGUCUCUCUAUCGUCCGCAUCCCCGAAGAAACAGAACACUCCCUUACCCUCCUCCUUGGGCUCUGUUACCCAGGCUACCACUCAGACUUCCGAAACGUUUCCGACGUAAAAGCCGCCCUGCGCAUCGCCGACAAGUUUCAAGUCCACAGCGUCUGGAAAGUCGAACCUCCACUGUGGCGAGCUAUGGAACAUGAACCAGAGACCGUCUUCCUCCUCGCUUGUCGCUGCAGUAUGCCGGACCUAUCCAGGGCGGCUGCGAAGCUGACCCUACGACAGAUCAAGUCGGUACUGGACGUGGCGGUGAGUGACGCUGAUGCAGCAGCGUACCUCCGCCUCAUGCGCUACCACGCCGAAUGUGUACGGGCGGCCGUUCAAGUCACGACAAACUUCGACUGGAUAAACGGCUCACGAAUCCCUUGUGCUAUCGGCGAGACGCAGAAAAGCGGUUCGUGCAUCUGUCCGCGCAUCACUCAGUGGACGGCGGGGUACUUCAAUCGGAGCAGCGUCGUGUCGUACAGCAUCCCGAAAUGGAUGAUGGGAUAUAUGGAGAGGUGCAGGGCUGCAUUGGAGAAGAGUCCGCAGGGAAGCACAGUGCAGCAUUGGAAUAGGCUGCUCCCUUCGUUGGCGAAGGCGAGCGAGUGUGCGUCAUGCAGGGAGAAGGUGUUUGAGCAUAUCGAGGAGUUUGGGGAUUUGUUUGCGUCGAUGGUGGAUAAGAGGGUGGCUGCUGUGAGUGUCCUGUGACUGUGUAUGCUGGCGAUGUGGUCUGGGGGUGGCGUGUCGUUGGAUGCUGAGCGUUUUCGGUUCUAGGUGGAUCUGCCCUGACUGGAACGAUGAUGUCAACGCCGGCCGCGAGUGUACCAUGCCCGCGACUGAUCAGGAUCCUUCGUUCGAAGUCAGCGACUUCGGUCCACCGUUUGACCGCGAGAGCGCGAAUGUCAUCAUUCGCUCCAAAGACGACGUCGACUUUCGAGCCUCUAGAGCCAUUCUGGUCGAAGCAUCUGAGUUCUUCCAAGACUUGUUCGUCAACGCCACUGUAGACGACGCAAGAGACGAUCUCCCUAUCGUCAAAGUGGAAGAGCAGCGCAAUACUGUCGAAUCCCUCCUUCGCUUGAUAUAUCCCAUGGACAAUCCUAUCGUGACAGAUAUAUGGGAGAUAGAAGCCCUCAUACGCGCGCUGGACAAGUACCUUAUCACGACCUACCCUCGGUUCGUCGAGAGCCUCCUCAAGGAUGCGAUGAGCAGAAGCCCACAUUUGGUAUCCGCAAUAGCACUCAAGUACGACAUGCCACAAAUCGCGGAUGACGCAGUGCUGGAGACUCUUCGCCGCCCGUUAUUCUUCACCGAAGGGUACACGAACACCCGUCGCUUGUUCACAAUCAUCAGUAGAGAGAGGUUCACCAGACUCAUGCGGUAUCAUCUCGAAUGCGUUUCCGAGGAUUGUGCCGUUCUACGGGCCAUGGAAGUGACCACGAACCCGUCCGAGUCCAGUACUCCUUGCUCUGAGCAUCUUCCCUGCGUUUGGUACCUCCCCACCACUCCUCGUGCUGAUUCCGCAUCUGCCGAGGCGUGGACCAACUCGUGCAGAUGCGCGAGACAGACCGGAAUGGAACACGCCGCCAGUGGCACUCGAUCAUUCACAGUGCCUGUCUGGGUGGUCAAUUUCAUGCGAAAGUGCAGGGCUCUUCUCAGCGACAGGCCACAUUGGGAGACAUUGACGAAAGAGGGUGUGGACGAUCAAUUGAUGGCUCCGUUUAUCCAAGAGGCGGCGAGGUGUCAUUGGUGCAGGAGGAGAGCACAGGAAGAACUGCCGCGAUUCAGGGAGAGAAUCGUUGCACUGAUCAAGGAAGGAAUCAUAUCA